AUGGAGUCAAACGAACAGAAUGAUGGUUCCGAUGAAGAUUACGAAGCGUUUGAAGUGGAAGAUUUGGACAACGGCGAGGAGGGGAAAGGCGCAGAGGGCUACACUCGAAUGAACGAUGUGUAUCGGAAAGUGCAGGAUCCACAAGACCGCAGGCUGCCAUUUGGCUCAGGGUUGAACGCGGCGCACCGUGGAACUCAAAGCCUUGCAAGGCAGUGGGGUGAUCGGCGGUGCAGGAUGGGUAUUGGUCGUGAUUCCCGCCACAAGCACUACAAGACCGGCGGAAGGUCCAAGACCUCCAUCAAGAAGAGGAAGUAUGAGAUGGGACGCCCUGCCACUCCCUGCAAACUGGGUGCCAAGCGCGUGCGCUCCGUGCGCUGCCGUGGUGGCAACAUGAAGUACCGGGCCCUGCGUCUGGACGCUGGCAACUACGCCUGGGGUUCCGAGAAUGUCACCAAGAAGGUGAGGAUCCUUGAUGUGGUCUACAACUCCACCAGCAACGAGCUGGUUCGUACCAAGACCUUGCUGAAGAACACUGUCGUGCAGAUUGAUGCUCACCCUUUCAUGCAGUUCUACCAGAAGAAGUACGGCCAGGACCUGGGCAAGAAGAAGAAGGGAGCUGCAGGCGAGAAGACCGAGAAGGAAGAGGUAAAGGUGUCCCGGCAUGUCCUCUACAAGCAGAAGGCUCGCGCCGCCAGGCAAAAGCUGGACUCCCUGCUCGAGGAGCAGUUUCAGAGCGGCCGCCUUUUGGCUUGCAUCGCCUCUCGCCCCGGGCAAUGUGGACGUGCAGAUGGCUACGUCCUGGAGGGCGAGGAUGAUGGUGAGGUGAGCAACCUACCGGAGGCGGACUCACCAAAGGAGCUGACUUCAACUUCCAAGAGUGAGCAGGGCAAUGCUGCAGUGAGCAAUGCAGCUGCAGAAGUGGCAGAACCAGCUGUGGCACCCGCUGCUCAUGCAGAAGUGCCCGAGCAGGGCAAUGCUGCCGUGAGCAAUGCCGCGGCACCGACUGAACCAUCCGUGGCACCUCCACCAGUGCUUGAGCAGGGAAACCUUGCCACGGGCGACGCUGCGAGCUCGCCAGUGCAAGCUGCACCAGCUCCCAAGGGCAAUCUGCCGCCUGCGGAAAGUGCCGUGUUGCCACCGAUUGCCCCUCCAAGUGAAAGUCCGAAGGAUGACGAGACGAAAAAGGCCCAGAACACGCUGCCGCCGAUCAAUGGAGCACUGCCGGCACAAAGUCCAAAGCAGGAAGCACCAGCGGGCAAGUCAGAAGAACCACUGCCCCCCAUAGAUGGCGAGGCCCCGGCGCCUUCUGAUUCGAUAUUGGACACAGUAGCAGAUGCCUUGGUGGAACAUGCGGAACAGGCUGGUCCUGAGGCUUCCCAGGCCAAGGCUCAGAAGGAGCUGCAGCCUGAACGAAAUGAGAAGGUCCUUGAGGCUGACAAAACGCAGCCAAACACCACGACUUCACAGGAGCCCACAGAAAUGCCAGAAAAUGGCCAGGCUGCAGAAGCAGCCGAGGAAGCCCACGAGCCUCAAGAGGAAGAGGACACCGAGGAGCCGCAGAUCCUCAUUACCCCCAUUGUUGUGCCACCAGAGAAGGCCGGCGCUUCAUCACCGCGAAAGAAACUAGACAUGAGGAGGAGAGCCAAUGCCAGCAACGCUGGCAGCGGUCCAGGAGGCAUAUCUCCCCUGCUGGGUCUGCUGGGUCUGCUGGGUCCUCUGUCCAGGACAUCCAACAACGGCCAGUGGAGCGAAUACGGUGGGGAAACCAAGGUGUCAGAAUGA
Molecule: messenger RNA, 1782 nt
Organism: Cladocopium goreaui
Lineage: Eukaryota; Dinophyceae; Suessiales; Symbiodiniaceae
Source: the annotation of a GenBank genome assembly